AUGGCUGGCAUCGAUGCCCUUCUCGCCUCCCAGGAAGAGGGCAUCUCCAGCUCUGGGCUCAGGAAACGCCGGCUUCCUGACCCUCAAGAGCUGAAGCAGCGCCUAGAAAAUGAGCUUCUCAUGCCCUCUCCCGACUUUUCCGUCGAGUGGCUGGACCGCCUGCAGCAGCGAUGGGACUUUGAGGCCGACUACACGGAUCUCUUCAGGAUCGCUCCGCCCCAGACUCGCACUCUGACGAGGUUCCUGCGCCACGGGCUCGAGGGCCGCGUGACGGGGUACAAGAACGUCACCGUGCCCAUGAGCGGCGCCACGGCAAAGAACUCGACCAGUCUUCUCCGGAAGCCAGCUAGCAGGGCCGAUUUCGUGAGGGGCGCCGCUGGCUUCUUCCCCUUUGCGCCUGGCGGGCUGGAGGGCAUCGAGGCUACCGCGGCGCUGGAGGACCAGAUUCAUGCGGGCAAUGCCGCUGCCGACGAUUCCGCUGCGGGAAGCAAGCUGGAGCGGGUGAUUCAGCUGGGUGAUGAAGGGGGACUGCUGCAGACUGCCCCUGGAAUGACCCGCGGUAUCGACUUUAGCAAGAAGACGGCCGUGGACGAGUCUACUGCUGAGGCCAUCAAGCAGGAGCUCGAAGAGGAUCCAGAGGAGGCAAAGAGCACUAAAGUGGAGGAUUCCUCGUCACCUGAUGAAGCCUCGGGAGACUUGGCGGAGGACGAGGACAACGGAGACGAUAUUGACGAUCUGCUGCCGGUUGAGUUCCCAUCUCUCGAGCCACAUGGUGUCCUCGCAGCAUCCAGCGCCAAAAAGGCAGGCCGUGAGUGGGCGCACAUGGUCGACAUAAAGCAUGACAUGCCCAACUUCAGAGAGCUCGUCCCCGAUAUGGCUCGGGAAUGGCCCUUUGAGCUGGACACGUUCCAGAAGGAGGCCGUGUAUCAUCUGGAAAACGGCGACUCCGUCUUCGUGGCAGCUCACACGUCUGCUGGAAAGACUGUCGUGGCCGAGUACGCCAUUGCUCUGGCGGCCAAGCACAUGACCAAGGCCAUCUACACAUCGCCCAUCAAGGCCCUCAGCAACCAAAAGUUCCGCGACUUUCGGCAGGAGUUUGAUGAGGUGGGCAUCCUGACGGGUGACGUCCAGAUCAACCCCGAGGCCAGCUGCCUCAUCAUGACAACGGAGAUUCUGCGCAGCAUGCUGUACCGAGGCGCAGACUUGAUUCGAGACGUCGAGUUUGUCAUCUUCGAUGAGGUGCACUACGUCAAUGACUACGAGCGCGGUGUCGUGUGGGAGGAAGUCAUCAUCAUGCUUCCCGAACACAUCUCCCUCAUCUUGCUGUCAGCCACCGUCCCCAACACGCACGAGUUUGCCUCUUGGGUUGGUAGAACCAAGCAACGAGACAUUUACGUCAUCUCUACGGCCAAGAGACCUGUUCCCCUCGAGCACUACCUUUGGGCUGGCAAGAACAUCCACAAGAUUGUGGAUGCGGACAAGAAGUUCCUGGAGAGCGGUUGGAAGGAUGCCCACAAGGCGACGCAGAGCAAGGAAAAGGCACCCGCCGCUACCAGUACUGUCGCCGUCAGGGGAGGCAACUCUCAGGGGAACCAGCGAGGAGGAGUAGGAGGACGAGGAGGCGCUCAGAGGGGCGGCCAGCAACAACGCGGAGGACGAGGAGGCGGCCAGCAGAGAGGCCGAGGAGGCCCCCCUCGCGCCAGCCACAACCCUGGCCACAUGGGACGUGCCGGAAACCCUGGCGGGCGGACAUCGGCUGCUCAAGACAAGAAUCUUUGGGUGCACAUGGUCCAGUUUUUGCGAAAGCAGGCUCUUCUGCCAGCUUGCAUCUUUGUCUUCUCCAAGAAGCGAUGCGAGGAGAACGCCGAUGCCCUGAGCAACCAAGACUUUUGCACUGCUUCGGAGAAGAGCGCGAUCCACAUGGUGAUUGAAAAGUCCAUUGCCCGUCUCAAGCCCGAGGAUCGAGUCCUGCCACAGAUCAUCAGGCUUCGAGAGCUUCUCGGCAGAGGUAUUGCCGUCCAUCACGGUGGCUUGCUGCCAAUCGUCAAGGAGUUGGUGGAGAUUCUGUUCGCUCGAACGCUUGUCAAGGUCUUGUUUGCCACGGAGACGUUCGCCAUGGGACUCAACCUGCCCACCCGAACGGUGGUGUUUUCGGGAUACCGCAAGCACGACGGCCAUUCGUUCCGCAACCUGCUGCCUGGCGAAUACACGCAAAUGGCUGGUCGAGCCGGCCGUCGAGGUCUCGACAAGGUCGGCUCAGUCAUCAUCGUGCCACCGGGCGGCGACGAUGUACCCCCUGUGGCCGAGCUGCGCAGCAUGAUCUUGGGAGAGCCGUCCAAGCUCAAGUCUCAAUUCAGACUGACGUACAACAUGAUUCUCAACCUGUUGAGAGUGGAAGCGCUCAAGAUUGAAGAGAUGAUCAAGAGGAGCUUUUCCGAACAUGCCACGCAGCAGCUUCUCCCAGAGCACGAAAAGGACGUCAAGCUGGCUCAAGCAGAUCUUGCUAAGGUCAAGAGAGAGCCCUGCAAGAUUUGCGACAACGUGGUGGACGAGUGCCACCAGGCCGCCCAGGACUACAAGCGGCUGACGACGGAGCUGUACAAGGGCUUGCUGAAGAUAUCCUUUGGGCGAAGGAUGUUUUCGCCGCAGAGGCUGAUUGUCUUCAACUGGGAUGGCAUCCGCACCGCCGGUAUCCUCCUCGCUGAAGGCAUGAGCCCCAAGGGCUCCUUUGAGGACCCCAUCCUGCACGUCUGCGCCAUCAAGCCGCUUCGAGAGCGCCGCGACAUUACGGACCAGCUGCCCUUCAUCCCCGCGUUCCGCAAGUACAUGCAGAAGCUUCCUCAGGGGAAGAGGCGUCUUACUACUAAGAAUAUGUUUGUGCCCCUGAGCGAUGUCGAAUGCCUGACUAGGUGGGUUCUCAAGGGAGUCAUCCCGGAGAUUUUCAAGGGGGGUGCUCCCGCACACGAAGCCCUCGACAAGAUUCAGGAGAUCUGUUCGUCGUGGGAUGAUCGGUGGGACGAGAUAGAUAUGGCCAAGGUGAAGAGCUUGCCGCUGCAGGAGCUGAUGGAGAAGCGAUGGCAGCUGUCCAAGACGAUGGCCAACUCUGCAGCCUUGCGGUGCCCUGCCUUUUUGAAGCAUUAUGCCAUGUGCCACGAUGAGUGGCUCAUCACCGAGCAUAUUGCUCAGCUGAAACAGACGCUCUCGGAUCAGAAUCUUCAGCUGCUCCCCGACUACGAGCAGCGCGUGCAGGUGCUGAGAGAGCUCGAUUUCAUCGACGAGUCGUCGCGCAUCCAGCUCAAGGGCAAGGUGGCCUGCGAGGUCCACUCUGGCGACGAGCUGGUCCUGACCGAGCUGAUUCUCGACAACGUGCUGGCCGACUUUGACCCCGCCGAGAUUGCGGCCCUCUUGUCCUCGUUCGUGUUCCAGGAGAAGACGCUGACGGAGCCUACCCUGACCGGCAACCUGGAGCGUGGACGUGAUACUAUCAUUGCCAUUUCCGAAAAGGUCAACGACGUGCAGACGCGGCUGCAGGUGAUUCAGUCGAGCGAGGACUCCAACGACUUUGUGUCGAGGCCGCGGUUCGGCCUGAUGGAGGUGGUGUACGAGUGGGCCAGGGGCAUGAGCUUCAAGAACAUUACGGCGCUCACGGAUGUGCUCGAGGGCACGAUUGUGCGAACCAUUACGCGACUCGACGAGACGUGCCGGGAGGUGAAGAACGCGGCGAGAAUCAUUGGCGAUCCGGAGCUGUAUCAGAAGAUGCAGCAGGCGCAGGAGAUGAUUAAGAGGGAUAUCACAGCCGUGGCGAGCUUAUACAUGUAG
Trichoderma reesei QM6a is the source of this 3819-nucleotide messenger RNA. RefSeq lists its product as uncharacterized. Gene Ontology annotation, molecular function: RNA binding; RNA helicase activity; ATP binding. Gene Ontology annotation, biological process: nuclear-transcribed mRNA catabolic process, 3'-5' exonucleolytic nonsense-mediated decay. Bases 1 to 3819 code for a protein of 1272 amino acids. The record is from RefSeq and is a predicted model, not a curated record. Lineage: Eukaryota; Fungi; Ascomycota; Sordariomycetes; Hypocreales; Hypocreaceae. Gene Ontology annotation, cellular component: Ski complex. The transcript has 2 exons.